UCUCAGCUCUCCGUCUCUCUUUCUCUCUCAGCCUCUGUCUUUCUCCCUGUCUCCCCCACUGUCAGCACCUCUUCUGUGUGGUGAGUGGACCGCUCACCCCACUAGGUGAAGAUGUCGGCCCAGGAGAGCUGCCUCAGCCUCAUCAAGUCCUGGGCAGCCUGAUCUUCUGCUUUGGCAUCUGGAUCCUCAUCGACAAGACCAGCUUCGUGUCCUUUGUGGGUGAGGGGGGCUGGGGCAGGUGGAAGGGCCUCCCCCAACCCAAGCAACUUCCUGGGGUCUCCCUUGUCUCAGGGAGACCCACAGUGCCCUACUCUGCAGGCAGGCCACAGGCUCCCAUCCACUGCUCACGGGAGGCUUCUUGGAGCCUGAGUCUUCUUCCGGCAAAUGGGGUUGUGCAUACAAACAAUGAUCAUGAGAGCCAUUUCUCAAGCACUUCCUAUCUGUGGGGCCUUGUGGCUGGUCAGAUGCCCCCACAAACCUUCCCCUCUCUUGAGGUUCAGAGAGGGGAAGUCUCUUGAUGGAUGUCAUACAGCAAGGAAGUAAAAGAGCCAAAAUAACAUUAAUAAUAGGAAAAUAAUAAUGAAGUAGGACCCUAAAUCAUAAUGAAAUAUGACCCUAAACGCUCAUAUUUAAGAAGUCUUUGUCCUGUAUUGAGGACUGGGUUGAACACAUGUCCCCAUGUGUCCCUCAGAAUGACCCUAGGGACGGUGCGUGGUGGAUCACACCUGUAAUUCCAGCACUUUGGGAAGCCGAGGCAGGUGGAUCACUUGAGGUCAGGAGUUCGAGAAUAGCCUGGCCAACAUGGUGAAACCCUGUCUCUAUUCAAAAAUACAAAACGUUAGCCAGGCAUGGUGGAGCAUGCCUGUAGUCCCAGCUACUAGGGAGGCUGAGGCAGGAGAAUCACUUGAACCUGGGAGGCAGAGGUUGCAGUGAGCCGAGAUCACAUCGCUGCACUCCAGCCUGGGGUACAGAGCAAGGCUCUGUCUCAAAAAAAAAAAAAAAAAAAAAAAAAAAAAACCCUAAGAAAUAGAUACCAUCCCCUAGGCCUCAGGGAGGGUUAAGGAGCCAAGCCAAUGUCACAGAACAAGAGAUAGGGCUGAAAUUACUGGGGAUGAGGAAGAGCUGAAGGAGGAAGGAGAGGGUGAGAGGAAGAGAGACAGAGAUCCAGGGACGGGAAACAGAGACCCAGAAAGAAGAGAAAGUUUCAGAAGGAGACAGGGACUCAGGGUGGGGCAGGGAUAGAGUCCCAGAGAGAAGGGCACCAGGAUACUGCUCCCCACUUGAGCGGCUGCCUAGGUGGGAAAUGGGACUUCCUGGAGCUGUGCCACCUGGCUCAUCAUCGCUCCCCUCACCUCUCCCAGGCUUGGCCUUCGUGCCUCUGCAGAUCUGGUCCAAAGUCCUGGCCAUCUCGGGAAUCUUCACCAUGGGCAUCGCCCUCCUGGGUUGUGUGGGGGCUCUCAAGGAGCUCCGCUGCCUCCUGGGCCUGUAUUUUGGGAUGCUGCUGCUCCUGUUUGCCACACAGAUCACCCUGGGAAUCCUCAUCGCCACUCAGCGGGCCCAGCUGGAGCGAAGCUUGCAGGACGUCGUAGAGAAAACCAUCCAAAAGUACGGCACCAACCCCGAGGAGACCGCGGCCGAGGAGAGCUGGGACUAUGUGCAGUUCCAGCUGCGCUGCUGCGGCUGGCACUCCCCGCAAGACUGGUUCCAGGUCCUCAUCCUGAGAGGUAACGGGUCGGAGGCGCACCGCGUACCCUGCUCCUGCUACAACUUGUCGGCGACCAACGACUCCACAAUCCUAGAUAAGGUGAUCUUGCCCCAGCUCGGCAGGCUUGGACAGCUGGCGCGGUCCAGACACAGUACAGACAUCUGCGCGGUCCCUGCAAAGAGCCACAUCUACCGCGAGGGCUGCGCGCAGAGCCUCCGGAAGUGGCUGCACAACAACCUGAUUUCCAUAAUGGGCAUUUGCCUGGGCGUCGGCCUACUCGAGGUGAUCUGGCCCCGCCCCCACCCGCGAUCGGCCCUAAAUCCCUAGAUGGCCCUGCCCUUCACUUCGCGUCCUUCGGUUGCCUGGGAAGCAAGCGCUCGGGGCGGAGCGCAGCCCACCCCAGCCCUCCCGCCGCUCCACCCAGCACCGGGGGGUGGGGGCCGCCUAGCUUCAGGGAGCCCUGAUUGGGUGUACGCAGGGAAAACCUCCUGCUAUUGGCUGCGAUCUCCCUCCCCUUUCCCCACAGAUAACUGUCAUGGUGCUGAGCUUGCAGCUACAGCGCAGGGCACUCCGCCGGAAAUGCGAGCCGCACAUGCCGGGCGCUGGGGGUUCGAGCCCCGGGCCCAGCCUGAUCGCUGACGGCGGCGGCGGGCGCAGCGGCAGUCUGUGGGGUGGCUGGGGCAUGGCGGGUGCCUGCCCCAACUGGGGGGACAAGGCACCGCAAGGCAAGCUGCCCGUGGCCCUGGGGCUCUGGCCGCUGUGGGUUCAAGACGAGGACCAGCCUUACACUGGGAGUGCGGGCGCAGAAUUAGAGGCCGAGGCAGAAUUAGAGGCUGAGGCAGAGGGGGAGACAGAUGAGCCUCCAAAAUAAAGGACCCUGGGCUUGCUUCCGACCUUACUCCUUCUCAGCCUCUACCCCCACUUGUAGCAGCAGUUCCCGCCUCAUCAGCCAGCCCUGCGGCAGUUCCCGUCGAGCCCCGCCCAUUCUACCUGUCUCCCUUCUCCAGCCCCGUCCCGCCCAAUUCACGGCCCCACCCCUGUCCUUGGAUGCCCGGGUGGGCAUCACCCCCGUCUCGCCAGCACCCCUUCGACUUCUCUGACCUCAUCUCCUUUCUCUAUAGCUCGGGUUCAUGACGCUCUCGAUAUUCCUGUGCAGAAACCUGGACCACGUCUACAACCGGCUCGCUCGAUACCGCUAGGCCCCGCCCUCCCCAAAGUCCCGCCCCGCCCCCGUCACGUGUGCUGGGCACUUCCCUGCUGCCUGUAAAUAUUUGUUUAAUCCCCAGUUCGCCUGGAGCCCUCCGCCUUCACAUUCCCCUGGGGACCCACGUGGCUGCCUGCCCCUGCUGCUGUCACCUCUCCCACGGGACCUGGGGCUUUCGUCCACAGCUUCCUGUCCCCAUCUGUCGGCCUACCACCACCCACAAGAUUAUUUUUCACCCAAACCUCAAAUAAAUCCCCUGCGUUUUUGGUAAAA
Molecule: messenger RNA, 3182 nt
Organism: Nomascus leucogenys (northern white-cheeked gibbon)
Lineage: Eukaryota; Metazoa; Chordata; Mammalia; Primates; Hylobatidae
Gene: CD37
Product: CD37 molecule
Exons: 6
Coding region: 1304-2032 (242 amino acids)
Cellular component (GO): membrane
Source: RefSeq, a predicted model, not a curated record